AUGCUUCAGCAGCACUUCAGCAUCCUCUGCCCUGCCCAGCUCAGCGGAACUAGCACGGUGACACGGACGAAUCUCUCUCUCUUUUUCGUGUUGCGGGAGAGUGUUGCAGCCAUGGCAAACAGAGGGCCCAGCUACGGACUGAGCCGAGAGGUGCAGGAGAAGAUCGAGCAGAAGUAUGACCCCGACCUGGAGCAGCGGCUGGUGGACUGGAUUCUCGCACAGUGCGGAGGAAAUCUGGAGAGGCCACAGGCGGGGAGGCAGAACUUCCAGAAAUGGCUGAUGGAUGGGACAACCCUCUGCAGACUCAUCAACAGCCUUUACCCAAGGGGGAAGGAGCCAAUCAAAAAGAUUCCUGAGACUCAGAUGGCCUUCAAACAAAUGGAGAAGAUCUCUCAGUUCCUGCAAGCAGCUGAAGCUUAUGGAGUCACAACCACUGACAUUUUCCAAACUGUGGACCUCUGGGAAGGAAAGGACAUGGCAGCAGUGCAAAGAACUCUCAUGGCUUUGGGCAGCGUGGCUGUCACUAAGGAUGACGGCCACUACAGAGGAGAUCGAGACUGGUUUCACAGGAAAGCCCAGGGUUAUCGACGAGAGUUCAGCGAAGAGCAGCUUCGCCAGGGCCAGUGUCUGAUCGGCCUGCAGAUGGGCAGCAACCGCGGGGCUUCCCAAUCUGGUAUGACGGGCUACGGUAUGCACCGUCAGAUCAUGUAGACCACUUAACCUGCUCCCCUGCUUCUACGCUUUAUUUUCUACUAAUAACUCAGAAGCUGUACCAUCACAUCCUCACUAGCCCUGCCACGUUAACCUCAAAUUCCCUGGAACUGCUGCUCCCCUAAACAGAGUGAUCAAUGAUGUCAGAUGCUGUAGAUCUCUUUUCCUGUUCCUCUGCUCCCUCUCAACAUGUGCUGUUUCUCUUUGUUUCCAUGUGCAGAUGAUUAUCUAAUGUGGAACUUAAAGUCAUACAAUAUCAAUUUAGUCUUUGUCUGGAGAAUUUAAAGCUCCUGUGAGGAGUUUUUAGAUAGUUAUGAAACAGACUGACAUCUACAAUGAUGCCUCUUUAUGGCCUUCAUGAAACAAACAAGCCAAUCAGGAAGAUCAAUUUCCUAUAAUUUUAUGUUAUUUUCAAUGCCUUUAACUGAUGCCACGGGGUAGAAGUCAGAUGAGCAGCAUUCUUUUAUUUACAUUUUUCAAGAUGAGCGUUAGAUUUGACUGUGAAAAGAAAUGCAUGUACUGGAAAAGAUCAGCAAAGAAAUAAAAGACAAAAUAGAAACUGAAAAGUUCCUCACAGGUGCUUUGAGAUCAAAUCUCUGUAUAAUGAAGCUCUCAGUGUUACACAUUUGAAAACUGUUUGAAAAGCACGUUUAAAGCUAUUUAUUUAUAUGUUUACAUUUUAUUCCAUGGGUCAUUGUGCUUGGAUGUUACAGUGUAAUGAUUUAGCCUUAAACUUAAUGGAACUCAGUGACAAAUGAUGUCUCUGCUAUCUCGUCUGUAGACUUGUUGCAGUAUCUUCUGUAACCAAAUCAACCUCACGUUGUGCCUGGUUAUGGGACUACAGAGACUGGGUCCUGAUUUAGUGUCUGCAAAUUCUAAAUGAGUUUUAUUCAUUCUGAGCCA
Cheilinus undulatus (humphead wrasse) is the source of this 1614-nucleotide messenger RNA. RefSeq names its product transgelin 3b (gene tagln3b). Gene Ontology annotation, molecular function: protein binding. The record is from RefSeq and is a predicted model, not a curated record. Lineage: Eukaryota; Metazoa; Chordata; Actinopteri; Labriformes; Labridae.